This is a messenger RNA of Rhinolophus ferrumequinum (greater horseshoe bat), 3484 nucleotides long. RefSeq names its product protein phosphatase 1 regulatory subunit 3D (gene PPP1R3D). The coding region runs from base 346 to 1245 and encodes 299 amino acids. Gene Ontology annotation, molecular function: protein phosphatase 1 binding; glycogen binding. Gene Ontology annotation, cellular component: protein phosphatase type 1 complex. Gene Ontology annotation, biological process: regulation of glycogen biosynthetic process. NCBI's taxonomy places the organism in Eukaryota, Metazoa, Chordata, Mammalia, Chiroptera, Rhinolophidae. The record is from RefSeq and is a predicted model, not a curated record. The transcript has a single exon.
GGCCGCUCCAGGAACGCAGGCUUCCCCUAAGAACCUCCAAGGAAGCAGAAGGAGGCUCCACCCUGCGCUCCGGAUAGUGUCCCCAGAAAGCUUGCACCCGAGAAAGCACUCAUCUCUUGGGAAACAAGCUUUUUUUUUUCGCUGCAAGAAGCGGAAGACCUGGGGGAGGACUCGAGGGGUGAGGGGUGUGCGCAGGGGGCCCCAAGGGUUCCCGCAGGCUGCAGUUGCGGCGGACACUCGGACGCUUCUGAGCACCGCCUGGGACGCGGAGGUAGCGGACGCCGGGUGGGGAGGCUGCCCCUCGGUUCCGCCCUCUUCCCCCACCGCCCGACGGCCGGUUGGGCUAUGUUCAGCGGCUUGGGCUCCGCGGUCCAGCCCCCCGCUCUGGGGCUCCGGAAGACCGCACCGCGGAGCCUCAGCUGCCUCUCGGACCUGGACAGUGGUGCAGCUCGGGAGCCGCGGCUCUGCCGGCCCCCCGGAAGCCCGGGCCGCGCGCCGCCGCCACCGCCCGCGCCGUCAGGCUGCGAUCCCCGCCUGCGGCCCAUCAUCCUGCGGCGGGCGCGCUCGCUGCCCAGCUCUCCCGAACGCCGCCAGAAGGCCACCGGCGCUCCGCGCGCUGCUUGCCGACCGGGCUGGAGCCAGCAGCAUCGCGUGCGCUUCGCCGACGCGCUGGGCCUGGAGCUGACGCAGGUCAAGGUGUUCAACGCCGGCGACGACCCGUCGGUGCCACUGCACGUGCUGUCGCGGCUAGCCAUCAACUCGGAUUUAUGCUGCAGCGGUCAGGACCUAGAGUUCACCCUUCAGUGCCUGGUGCCCGACUUCCUGCCACCCAUCGAGGCCGCCAACUUCGGUGAGCGUCUGGCGCGGCAGCUCGUGUGCCUGGAGCGCGUCACCUGCUCAGACCUGGGCAUCAGCGGCACGGUGCGCGUGCGCAACGUGGCCUUCGAGAAGCAGGUGGUUGUGCGCUACACCUUCUCCAGCUGGCGCAGCACCCACGAGGCCGUGGCGAAGUGGCGGGGACCGGCAGGUUCCGAGGGCACCGAGGACGUCUUCGCCUUUGGCUUCCCAGUGCCGCCGUACAUACUGGCGCUUGGCUCCUGCGUGAACUUCGCGCUGCGCUACCGAGUGGCCGGCGCCACGUACUGGGACAACAACGACGGCCGCAACUACAGCCUCACGUGCCGCAACCACGCCCUGCACAUGCCCCGCGGGGAGUGCGAAGAGAGCUGGAUCCACUUCAUCUGAGCGGCGGGGCCAGGGGCUUCUGCACCCAGGCCCCACCUGUAGUCACUUCCCAGCUGGGCUGUCCCAGAAGAGGUGGUUGCGCUUUCCUACACCCCACCCCCAAACCUAAGUCGUCUGACCUCACGUCCCGCUGCGAGAAACCCUGGCAGUGGCCAUCCUGUCAUCUACUUGAAAGUCUGUGUCACUUGGUGUAAAAAGUAACCUCAGGUGUCCAGAAAGCUUGUGUGUAUGCAACGUGCUAGGGGAGGGUGCGGGGUGGGUAGGUGUAUGUGAGGGUUGGGACCUCUGGACAGGACCCAGCAGGGUUUUGUUCUGUUUUGUCGGAAAGGCCUGCAUCCUCCUGCUAGUAAGGCCUGUGGUUUUUGCAUGUGUCUUGAUUGGGUCUCUGUAAAUGCGGUCGUGAGUUAUUGUUGUGAUGCUGGGACCUUUGAUGCUCAGUGAAUGCUUUCUUAGGAACAUUCUGGAUUUAAUACGCAAAAAAAUAAUCAGUCAUGUGCAUUUGUGCCCACUGUAAACAGAAUGUAUGGUGUGACCCCCAUCAUGGUCCCUUGAGGCAUUCCGGCCCUGGGACAAGGAAAACCUGAGACCAUGUUUGCUUGCCAAUGUAUGUGGACUACUCGCAGUGGGAAACUAUUAAUAGGCAAGAAAGUUAUGUCUCCUCAGUCAUCGCACAAUCAUUCCUAGGAGUUCAGCUGCUCUGGUUAGGCUGUGUGUCUCCUACAUCACAGCUGAGAAAGAGGGAAAGCUUAAAACUUUUAAUAGCAAAACAGCGCUUUCUGUGAGUUUCUCCUCUCCAUGUAUUUCUUUUGUAUGUGUUUGGUAAUUAGUAUCUGCAUGUUAUCAGGACAUUCUGUUUAGGUUUGAAACUACCUAAACAUUUUGAGAAAUUCUGCCUUACGUUAUUUCAAUUUUCAGGCAACUCGAUAGAAUUUCAGGCAACUAUGCCCUUUUAAUUACCUUUUUGAUGAUUGAGAUGACUCUUGUUGUCUUCUUUAAGCAUCAGAAGAUUCCAGCAGUCAAGCUACCAAGUGGAACUAGAAGGUGUUUUCAGCAAUAACCAGAGCACUGGAGGAAAAUAAUUCACAGAUAUUUAUACUUUUGUAUUGUUUUAAAUUGUAUUUAUAGAUGCCUGGAUUUAUCAGCCACGUGCCAACUUUAUUCUUUGUGCCUUCAGAUAGGACCAUUUCUAACAUUGUCUGGACUUGCUUUCCAGUUUUAAAGUGUUAAAUACUUUUCAUUUAAACUCCAACCCAGAAUUCAAGGCUGUUGUCCCCUGCAGAGUUCCACAACCACUUAAAACUCUCAGGGAGGGGCUGGUGAUUUCUUUUGGUGCUGAGUGGUGGUCUCCCAGACAGCAGGUGCUAGCAGUGAGGUGGAAAAACCCAAUCAACAUGGACAAGGCCUCUAAUUUGUGAAGUCAAAUUAUGAUCCAGUUGAAACCAGUGUGGUUAAUUUUGUGACAGCUGUCAACAGUGAAUUAACUCUAAAUUUUUGAAUGCUUGUUGACAUUUAUCACGUCAAUAUGUAAAAGAUGAGUUUUGUAUUUUAACCAAUUUGUUCUUUACAAUGACAACUUUUGUGUUUUUAAAAUUCCAAGAAGCGGGAGGCUUUCCGAUGUAGAGGGACUACCCUCUGGUCGAAGAACACUGAAUUUUGAUUUAAAACAUUGGGAUUAAAUUGAACAACUUUUGGCUGUUAGCACUGUGUACUACAUUGACAUGCAAGAGAGAGAGAAGCCUGGUUGCAUUUCCUGUUGUUUAACAAACUGUCCAAUUAGGUCAGCAAGCCUGGGAGGGCCUUGGCUGCUAUGCCCUUGGCCGCUAUGCCCUUGGCCCUAGCCCAGAAUGCAAGACAAUUGUCCAGAGUACUCACGUAUAAGAUUUAGAGCUGCCAAAUGUAUUGUAUAAAGGCAUGUAGGGAAUCUUAUAACCCAUGUGAAAGUCACUUGCCAAAAAUGUUCUGCUCAUAGAAUAUAAAGUAAGUGUUAUAUCUUUGAUAUGAGAACCUCAACGUGCCUUUUAAAAAAUACCAACGUGUUAACAUUUAAAAGCUUAGAUGUACUGGCCUGGUUGUUAAAGUUCAGCUAAGGAGAACUUUCAGACCCUAAAACACAGUUAUAUUGCUUAGAUGUUAAAAUUUUGUAUUGGAUUGUGCAAUUGUUAGAUUGUCUCCCCAAACAUAUUUUAAUGUCUGUCAUUUAAGAUGAUUUCACCCAAGCCUAAAUAUUAAAGUAUAUGUG